Vanrija pseudolonga is the source of this 417-nucleotide messenger RNA. RefSeq lists its product as uncharacterized. The transcript is spliced from 2 exons. Bases 1 to 417 code for a protein of 138 amino acids. NCBI's taxonomy places the organism in Eukaryota, Fungi, Basidiomycota, Tremellomycetes, Trichosporonales, Trichosporonaceae. The record is from RefSeq and is a predicted model, not a curated record.
AUGCCGCCAAAGCGCACUGCCACGACGUCGCCCGACGCAGAGCCCGCGCCGAAGAAGGCAGUGGCAAACAGCAGUGCAAGCACGAAGCCAUCGUCGUCGUCGACCAAGGCAGCCAAGUCCAAGCCCGCGUCGAAGCCCUCCUCGACCAAGGUGGCGAAGAAGACCGCCACGUCGUCCACCACCACAACGAACCACCCCGCCGCGCCCGCCGCCACCCCGGGGGACAAGCAAGCGUGGACGCGCGCCGAGCUGCGAUACCUCUUCGAAACGCUGCAGCCCAAGCGCGUCGGCGUCAACUGGGCCGACGUGGCGGCCGGCAUGCCGGGGCGUCCGCGCACCGUCAAGAGCUGCCAGAACAAGUGGGCGCGUAUGCAGGGCAAGAUCCUGGCGGCGGUCAAGGACCUCGGCGGGGAGUAG